Messenger RNA from Angiostrongylus costaricensis, 987 nucleotides. Lineage: Eukaryota; Metazoa; Nematoda; Chromadorea; Rhabditida; Metastrongylidae. The record is from the annotation of a GenBank genome assembly.
AUGCUGCUCUGCACUACCGCAUUGAUUCGUUCAAUUGCUUCCGGAUUGUUGAACCCUUCUGGUGAAGAGCUAGUGCGUUUCGCGAAGGGCACCUUCGAAGGUUUCACUGGCGAGGUAACCAUUAACGGUCAUUUCACCCGAGAUCCCGUGUUUUUGGUUUAUGGGCUGGACGCUGAUGAUCAACAAAUUGUUCUCAUGAGAAACAACGAGAACAUGGAAAAUAUGAGCACCUCAUUUGAGUGCCUGUCCGCCGUCAUUCGUCGAGAAGUACCUGGCCAUCACUCUCGUCGCAAACAUCGUACCAAUCGCUAUCGCUGUCGUGGCAGUCGCAUUAUUUCUAAGAUGUCCACAACUGUUUCUAUUUUUCCUUCUUUUAUCGAUAAGAUUAUUCGAUUUGAUAUCGUUUGCGAACUGAUUGAAAUUCAGUUCUCAAGUAUGGUACGCGAGGAAUCGGUUGUUGCGAAGGUACACACUGCGAGACCAGCACCGACUAAAGAUGACUGUGCGAAACUCACAAAGAAUGUUAUCGAUAAAGGCGCAAUGCAAAUAUGCAAAUGGAUUGGUUUUUUAAAUAUUCUCUCAUACGUGAUAUUUGUGAGGUUAAAACGCGGUGGUCGAUCGCCAAUCAGACCAGAGCUGAACACAGUGGAUGACCAAAAUUCGAGGAUGUUGGCGCUGGUGAAGGACUGCUGGAGUGAAGAGCCCGAUGAGCGACCGUCCUGUGACCAAAUUCAAGCUCGAAUGAGAGAACUCACUGAAGAGAAGAAAAAAGCCGACAUCCUUCUCUAUCGAAUGCUACCAAAACAAGUAGCGGAGAAGCUGAAGCUGGGUCAAUCAGUGGAGCCGGAGGUUUUUGAGUGUGCGACGCUGUUCUUCUCGGAUGUGGUGUCAUUCACAACUCUGGCCAGUAGUGCACACCUUUGCAGGCAGGUUGAAACGUUAAUUCGGAUUCGAACUAGGCAGCAGAAAACUGCCUAUCAUUACUAG